Pieris macdunnoughi is the source of this 918-nucleotide messenger RNA. The record is from the annotation of a GenBank genome assembly. Lineage: Eukaryota; Metazoa; Arthropoda; Insecta; Lepidoptera; Pieridae.
AUGGAGACGUGGCAUCUGUUUGGGCUUUUGGUUAUUUUUGGAUUAGCGCAGGGCGCGUCUAUUGAAUUAAACACGCCUGCCUACAUCGAGAGCCUUCGUGAAGAUUUUGAAGGUUCCCAAGGUCGCAUAGUGGCAGGAUGGGAAGCUGAAGAUGGCCAGAUCCCUUACCAGAUCAGUCUGCGAAUGGUUAACAACGUCGGUCGUGUAUCUUCUUGCGGAGGCUCUAUUAUCCACCACAACUGGGUCAUUACCGCUGCUCACUGCCUGGCUAACCGCAUCACGUUCGUGGUCCGUUUCGGUCUGAUCAACCUAACGAAGCCAGAGUAUAUGGUGGAGAGCAUAAGGCCGUUCCUCCACCCGCAGUACAAUGAGCAGAUCCAGCGAGUGCAGACUCAUGACAUCGCCCUGUUGGGCAUCAAUCAGCCCAUACCUUACGGCCCAAACAUCCAGCCAGCACGUCUGCAAAAUAGUGAACAGAAGAACCUCGUAUACGAAGGUGUGAGACUUACCGUCAGUGGAUACGGCCUCACAGACGACAGGAUCAAUGGAGGUUCAGCUUCGGAGGUGCUACGUUGGGUGUACUUGUUGGGUAUUACGACCGCCGAGUGCCGUGCUUGGUAUCCAGGAAGUAGCGUAAUCGCUGAUCAGACACUCUGCGCUAAGUCGUAUAACGAUACAGCUCAGUCCUCAUGUCAGGGUGACAGUGGCGGUCCUUUAACCAAUAUUGACACAGACGGAAAGCCUACUAUGGUUGGUAUUGUGAGCUUUGGCUCUUCUGCAGGAUGUAACUCACCUUUCCCUUCAGCAUAUGUUCGCCCUGGUCACUACCACGAUUGGAUAAAAGAAGUCACUGGUAUCGACUUUGAUUGGAAAAAUUCUGAUAACACAUUCAAAGACGGAGUAUACAACAGUUAUUAA